AAUGACCGCCCCAGGCAGCAAGGCCUUCAUGAGCCAGGGUGCUCUCUGGGACCGUUUCUUACACCGCAGGAGAGUCGUGGGCCAACCAGGCCUGCCCUGAGGACUGGGCCAGAGCCCUUGAGGGGCCGGCAGGGAAAGGCCGAAAGGACCAAGUGCUCAUUAAAGACCAAGGCAGGCUGGACUGAGCUAGACACCCAGGCUUCAGGUUCCUUCCUCUGAAACAUCUGCAGGUUUUUGGGAGGCGAAGGGCUCUCAGCUGCCAUGGCUGAUGUCUGGGGACUUUUUCUUCAGCUCCAGAUGGUCUACACAGGGUUCGUAUACACAGGCCCCCUAGACGCACGCAUGCGUGCGUGCACGCGCGCACACACAUACACACACACACCCCAGAGUAAAUUCACUGAUAUACACCAAUAUGAACACAGACACACAAUGACUUACCUAUACACACAUAUUAAUAGACACCCAUACUGCUCUGAACACACACCUUCAGACAUCCACACAGACUCACACUCACCCACAUACACACACACUGACACAGCACAUUCACAUACAAAGAUACACACUGAUAUGUACCACACAGAGACAUGCUGAAACACAUCCAUAUACACACCAUACACACUGAGAUACAGUGACUCCCACAGUCACAGAUGCACAGACAUAUGCUGAUGUAAAUGUACAAAUGUGGUCACAUUGACACAUACAUGCAAUCAUCUACGCAGACUCAUAGAAACCGACACAAAUACCUGAAAUACAGAGCCACAGACAGACACACACGGAAGCACUCUAUGCACAAAACACUCACACAGUACACACCAUGCUGCACAUACCCUGACCCAAACAGUCUAACAAGCCAUGAGGGUCUCCAGGGCUGCCCUGGGGCUAUUGCCCACCCCUCCCACCGUCCCCGCUAGGGUGAGAUGGUGUUCCCCAGGGAACAGAAGUCUCCAGUCCCAUCUUAAGCUCUGCUGGAUCCCGCGUGACAUCAGCUAUCCCCCUCGCGGCUGCCGGGAGCUGUGAGCUCUGUGCUGGGGCCAGGCCGGCACCAGGCACAGACACUUAGGCCCUUGUUGGGAGAACAGAGAGAGGCUCUCUUGUCCACUGCCUGUCUUCAGUUCCAACUGCUGGUUCUCCUAGAGGCCUCUCCUCAGACUCGCAGAGCUGCCUGAUCAUUGCUACAGAAUGAACUCUAGCCCAGCUGGGACCCCAAGUCCACAGCCCUCCGGGGCCAAUGGGAACAUCAACCUGGGGCCUUCAGCCAACCCAAAUGCCCGGCCCACGGACUUCGACUUCCUCAAAGUCAUCGGCAAAGGGAACUACGGGAAGGUCCUACUGGCCAAGCGCAAGUCUGAUGGGGCGUUCUAUGCAGUGAAGGUACUACAGAAAAAGUCCAUCUUAAAGAAGAAAGAGCAGAGCCACAUCAUGGCAGAGCGCAGUGUGCUUCUGAAGAAUGUGCGGCACCCCUUCCUCGUGGGCCUGCGCUACUCCUUCCAGACACCUGAGAAGCUCUACUUCGUGCUCGACUAUGUCAACGGGGGAGAGCUCUUCUUCCACCUGCAGCGGGAGCGCCGGUUCCUGGAGCCCCGGGCCAGGUUCUACGCUGCUGAGGUGGCCAGCGCCAUUGGCUACCUGCACUCCCUCAACAUCAUUUACAGGGACCUGAAACCAGAGAACAUUCUCUUGGACUGCCAGGGACACGUGGUGCUGACGGAUUUUGGCCUCUGCAAGGAAGGUGUAGAGCCUGAAGACACCACAUCCACAUUCUGUGGUACCCCUGAGUACUUGGCACCUGAAGUGCUUCGGAAAGAGCCUUAUGAUCGAGCAGUGGACUGGUGGUGCUUGGGGGCAGUUCUCUACGAGAUGCUCCACGGCCUGCCGCCCUUCUACAGCCAAGACGUAUCCCAGAUGUAUGAGAACAUUCUGCACCAGCCGCUACAGAUCCCCGGGGGCCGGACGGUGGCCGCCUGUGACCUCCUGCAAAGCCUUCUCCACAAGGACCAGAGGCAGCGGCUGGGCUCCAAAGCAGACUUUCUUGAGAUUAAGAACCAUGUAUUCUUCAGCCCCAUAAACUGGGAUGACCUGUACCACAAGAGGCUAACUCCACCCUUCAACCCAAAUGUGGCAGGACCUGCUGACUUGAAGCAUUUUGACCCAGAGUUCACCCAGGAAGCUGUGUCCAAGUCCAUUGGCUGUACCCCUGACACUGUGGCCAGCAGCUCUGGGGCCUCAAGUGCAUUCCUGGGAUUUUCUUAUGCGCCAGAGGAUGAUGACAUCUUGGAUUGCUAGAAGAGAAGGACCUGUGAAACUACUGAGGCCAGCUGGUAUUAGUAACGAAUUACCUUCAGCUGCUAGGAAGAGCGACUCAAACUAACAAUGGCUUAAACGAGAAACAGGUUUAUUUUUUCCACCACAUAAAAGAAAAAUAAUGUUUCGGAGUCCAGGACUGGCAGGACAGGUCAUCAGAUACUCAGAGGCUGUAUUUCUGCCCUGCCAACCUUGACAAAUGGCUUCCAAUGUUAGGUUUGCUACAAGAUGGUUACUGGAGCUCUAGCUGCCAAUUUUGUGUUUAGGGAAGGGAAAAUGGAGGAAAGGGGAGAAGAGCAAAGGGCGCUUUUAAAGAGCUUUCCCAAAAGCUCCACCCAAUGACUUCUGCUUCCAUCUCACUAACCACCCACCCCUACCUGGAAUGGAGGCUGGGAGAUGUGGCUUAUUUGCUGGGUACGUGACUAUCCCUAAUAACAAAGGGGUUCUGACACUAAGACAGAAGGGGAGAAUGUUGGGUAGGCAGCCAGCACUCUUUUACCAGAGGGCCUCCUAGUGUUUGGAUUUUGAUCUCAAUGUGUAAAAUGACAGAGAUGUAACAAGCUCAUAGGGUAUCAAUAUCUCUUAUUGUUCUAUGUUGAUGAUAUUUGUCUUUGUUGUGGGUAAUACUGGACAUUUGUUAUUGGGUCUGGGUGCCUGGUAUCUGAACCCCUUCUUGUCUCCAGGGAAUCCCCUAUUUUAUGAGACUUCAUGGGGGGGCAAUAACUACCUCCACUUGAGAGUAGCUGAAAAUGCUAGACACUGACUUUCCCAGCCUCCCCUUAGCUAGGGCCAGGCAUGGGGACCAGGGAUAAACCUGUGCCACAUUUUGACUCAGGGAAGGGAUCGGGAGCGCUCUUUUGUGUGGUAACUGUGAUAACAGUACCUACAAAAUUGAGUUCCUGGUGUAGAAGUGGCAAGGAUGCAAACUGUAGCAGUUGGUGCUCAGUGGCAGCAACGCCAUCAGACCAGCCCUGCAAUGUCAUUCCUGGAAGCCUCAAGUCUUUUUUUUUUUUUUUU
Molecule: messenger RNA, 3318 nt
Organism: Gorilla gorilla gorilla (western lowland gorilla)
Lineage: Eukaryota; Metazoa; Chordata; Mammalia; Primates; Hominidae
Gene: SGK2
Product: serum/glucocorticoid regulated kinase 2
Exons: 13
Coding region: 1180-2283 (367 amino acids)
Biological process (GO): protein phosphorylation
Molecular function (GO): protein serine/threonine kinase activity; ATP binding
Source: RefSeq, a predicted model, not a curated record